This is a messenger RNA of Anopheles stephensi (Asian malaria mosquito), 962 nucleotides long. RefSeq names its product ribosomal RNA processing protein 36 homolog. The coding region runs from base 98 to 913 and encodes 271 amino acids. The record is from RefSeq and is a predicted model, not a curated record. NCBI's taxonomy places the organism in Eukaryota, Metazoa, Arthropoda, Insecta, Diptera, Culicidae. Gene Ontology annotation, cellular component: nucleolus; 90S preribosome. The transcript has 2 exons. Gene Ontology annotation, biological process: maturation of SSU-rRNA from tricistronic rRNA transcript (SSU-rRNA, 5.8S rRNA, LSU-rRNA).
AACGUCAAGUAUUGUUUUGAACACGUUUUUCAGGCCCGCGGAAAACACAAAACAGCGCUAUUUGUGGAGUGAAAAAAAGAAAUUAAACCAAACACAAAUGGAUUCUUCUGAAAAUGAUUCCGAAAGUGAAUAUUCCGAGGCAAACGAAGGCACCGAAUCAUCAUCAGAAGCAGAAAAUAGCAGCGAGGAUGAUGUGCCAAAACUUGCCGAUGAUGAGUACAAAGAAAUGCCGUUUGAAGAUUUGCUUAACCUGCAAAAGAAGCUUGGUACGCGCGUCUACAACGAAGCCAUAUUUGGCAGGACCAAAGAAAGAAAACAAAAUACCACGGUGAAGCCGAAACCGGCGAAAAAGUCUAAACAAACCUCAGAAGACGAAGACGAUGGUGGCUCGGACGACGACAGUGGUCCUGAGGAGGUAACGUCGAAAAGAAAAGUUCCGGCGCUGGGUAUGGGGAAGAAAGGCAAGAAUGCUUCCAUUUCACAGCCCCGGGAUCCACGGUUCGAUCCCCGGCAAGGAUACUUCAGUGGUCGCCAGUUCCGGAACAAUUAUGGUUUCAUAGACGAUUUGCGAAACAAAGAGCUAAAAAAAUUGAAAAAUAAGCUGGAGCUAGCGACCGACCCUGAAGAGACGGAAAGGCUGAAGUUUGUGAUUCAGCGAACGGAGAACCAGAUACGCGAGUUCUCGAAACAAAAGACUCUGGACAGGGAAAGGAUGCGCGAAAAACAGCAGGUGCGCGAAUCUGUACAAGCAGGAAAGCGACCAUUUUUCGAACGCAAGAGCACCAAGCAGGCGCGCGCCUUGGUGGAACGGUACGACAAGCUUAAGGAUGAUGGAAGCUUGGCGAAACAUAUCGACAAAAGGAGAAAGAAAAUUUCUGCCAAGGAUAGGAAAAAGCUCGACUUCUCUACGUAGUGCCGUUUAUUCUGCUGUCUAAUAAAGUGUACAACUAUCCAACACGUAA